AUGUUUUAUCCUGGUAUGUUUAGAGAGAAACCAAAGGAUAUUAUUUCUGACAAAUGGAAAAUCAUAUUAAGGGUCUCAGGAUUUCUUGUAUCAUGUUAUGUAAUAUGUUUUCAUGGAGAUUUAUUUGACAUACCAGAAAACAAUAAGUUAUCUUAA
Messenger RNA from Plasmodium adleri (nom. inval.), 156 nucleotides. RefSeq names its product conserved Plasmodium protein, unknown function. The transcript has a single exon. NCBI's taxonomy places the organism in Eukaryota, Apicomplexa, Aconoidasida, Haemosporida, Plasmodiidae. Bases 1 to 156 code for a protein of 51 amino acids. The record is from RefSeq and is a predicted model, not a curated record.